Molecule: messenger RNA, 1168 nt
Organism: Rhincodon typus (whale shark)
Lineage: Eukaryota; Metazoa; Chordata; Chondrichthyes; Orectolobiformes; Rhincodontidae
Product: ER degradation-enhancing alpha-mannosidase-like protein 3
Exons: 8
Coding region: 362-1168 (268 amino acids)
Biological process (GO): endoplasmic reticulum mannose trimming; mannose trimming involved in glycoprotein ERAD pathway; carbohydrate metabolic process
Cellular component (GO): membrane; endoplasmic reticulum
Molecular function (GO): mannosyl-oligosaccharide 1,2-alpha-mannosidase activity; calcium ion binding
Source: RefSeq, a predicted model, not a curated record
CAGCUCGCCUCGGCGAUUUCCGUCUCGGAGGGCGGUCACUGGGAUGUAAAAGUUACCGGGAAAUCGCGUUGCCUGAAAAUGAAUCCGGAGUCAGCCGCCGAGAGGGACUACAAAGCCCAGAAUGCGGGGUGUUUAGACGCCCGUGUUGAGGAAGGAGGCCGUGUUUAAAUGGACAGGAUGUGGCUGUGCAGUGGAGGGAGAGGUUGGAGCAGGCUCUAAGGAAGGACUGGUCAAAACCCUUUAAGCACCGUCUCCUGGACCAUGAGGGUGGAUUAGAGACCCAGUUGCGUUCAGAUUUGUCCGAGGGCGUUUCAAAAUUAAACGUCCAUGUUGUGAAGUAGAGGAGCCUGCAGGGUAGCUGAUGGUCAGUGGGACAGAGACUGGAAGCCUGCCCCUGAACUUCAGCAACAUGGGCUUCACACUCAGGCUGCUGGCUUGCUUCACCUUCAGCUGGUUCUGCUUCCAUCGGGUGCUGGGGAUGACAGAGCAGGAAAAAGGCGCAAUCAGGAACGAAGUUGUUGAAAUGUUCGAGCAUGCAUACAACAACUAUAUGGAACAUGCGUACCCUGCUGAUGAGUUGAUGCCCCUGAGCUGUCGUGGAAGAAUUCGUGGAUUAGAACCAAGUCGUGGUGAUGUUGAUGAUGCCUUAGGAAAGUUUUCACUCACUCUUAUUGAUACAUUAGAUACGCUAGUUGUACUAAACAAACUCGAUGAGUUUGAAGAUGCAGUGCGAAAAGUAAUACUACAUGUCCAAUUCGAUAAUGAUGUUGUGGUCUCGGUGUUUGAAACAAACAUCCGUAUAUUGGGUGGGUUGUUAGGAGGUCAUGUGAUGGCAACCAUGUUGAAGAACCAUGGGUCCAAGGUCCGUUGGUAUAAAGAUGAGCUUCUAUACAUGGCUAGAGACAUAGGAUAUCGACUCCUGCCAGCUUUUAACACUACUAGUGGUCUACCAUAUCCAAGAGUAAAUCUGAAAUAUGGAAUCUUGAGCCCUCUGUCCCGAACAGGCACAGAGUCGGACACUUGUACAGCCUGUGCUGGAACCAUGAUUCUGGAAUUUGCAGCUCUCAGUCGCCUGACUGGUGAAUCUAUUUUUGAGCUUCUCCUUGAGUGUUUUCACACUAGGUCUGCUUCCUCCGACUCUGCCUCGGGUGCUGGUGGCCUGUACUAG